GCCGCUCUCGCCACCAUGGCGGCCGCGCUGCUGCUGCUGCGCGCGCUCCGCCAAAGCCCGGAGCCUGGGCGCAGGCGACUGUGGGGCCUGCUCUCGGGCAGGGGCCGCCCAGGCCUCUCGUCCGGGGCUGGGAGCGGGCGGCCGUACACGGUCCGCGGGACUCCGGUGGGCCUCGCUGCGGCUGGAGGCCAAGCGCCGCAGAGCUUGCUAUUUCGAAUACUGACCCCUAGCUUUGAAGGUGUUAGUGGAUUAUCAUUGAAGGAGCAUAUAGUUCCAAAUGCAGUCAGACUGUGGCAGCUUUCAGGUGGCACUUACUACUUUAGCACCUCAAGGACGAAGCAGAAGAAUAAAGACAGUGAGAAGCCCAAAGGCAAGGCCCCUGAAGACGAUGAAGAGGAGAAGAGACGCAAGGAGCGAGAAGACCAGAUGUACAGGGAGAGGCUGCGCACCUUGUUCAUCAUUGCUGUCGUGAUGAGCCUGCUGAACUCCCUCAGCACCAGCGGGGGCAGCAUUGCCUGGUCUGACUUUGUCAAUGAGAUGCUGGCUAAAGGCGAGGUGCAGCGUGUCCAGGUGGUGCCCGAGAGUGAUGUGGUGGAAGUCUAUCUGCAUCCCGGAGCUGUGGUGUUUGGGCGGCCUCGGCUGGCCUUGAUGUACCGGAUGCAGGUUGCGAAUAUCGAUAAAUUUGAAGAGAAGCUUCGAGCAGCUGAAGAUGAACUGAACAUUGAGAGCAAGGACAGGAUUCCCGUCUCCUACAAGCGGACGGGCUUCUUUGGGAAUGCCCUCUACGCCCUAGGGAUGACAGCAGUGGGCUUGGCCAUCCUGUGGUACAUCUUCAGACUGGCUGGGAUGACAGGGAGGGAAGGCGGAUUCAGUGCCUUCAAUCAGCUUAAAAUGGCACGGUUCACCAUCGUGGAUGGGAAGACAGGGAAAGGAGUCAGCUUCCAAGAUGUGGCAGGGAUGCACGAAGCCAAACUGGAAGUCCGAGAGUUUGUGGAUUAUCUGAAGAGCCCAGAGCGUUUCCUUCAGCUUGGUGCCAAGGUUCCAAAGGGUGCCCUACUGCUGGGGCCCCCUGGCUGUGGGAAGACACUGUUAGCCAAAGCAGUAGCCACGGAGGCUCAGGUGCCCUUUUUAGCAAUGGCUGGCCCGGAGUUUGUGGAGGUCAUUGGAGGUCUGGGGGCCGCCCGAGUACGGAGCCUCUUCAAGGAAGCCCGAGCCCGGGCCCCGUGCAUAGUGUACAUCGAUGAGAUCGAUGCUGUGGGAAAGAAGCGUUCCACCUCCAUGUCCGGCUUCUCCAACACAGAGGAGGAACAGACCCUCAAUCAGCUUCUGGUUGAGAUGGACGGAAUGGGCACCACAGAUCAUGUCAUCGUCUUGGCGUCUACAAAUCGAGCUGAUGUUUUGGACAAUGCUCUAAUGAGGCCUGGCCGACUUGACAGGCAUGUCUUCAUCGAUCUUCCCACUCUGCAGGAGAGGCGGGAGAUUUUCGAGCAGCACCUGAAAGGCCUGAAGUUGACCCAGCCCAGCAGUUUUUACUCCCAGCGGCUGGCAGAGCUGACGCCAGGCUUCAGCGGUGCUGACAUCGCCAACAUCUGCAACGAGGCUGCGCUGCAUGCUGCACGGGAGGGGCACACGUCUGUCCACACGUUCAACUUUGAGUAUGCCGUGGAGCGUGUCAUUGCUGGAACUGCUAAAAAAAGUAAGAUCCUUUCCAAGGAGGAGCAGAGAGUGGUGGCUUUCCACGAGUCUGGCCACGCCUUGGUCGGUUGGCUGCUAGAGCACACAGAAGCUGUGAUGAAGGUCUCCAUAGCACCUCGAACAAAUGCUGCUUUGGGCUUUGCUCAGAUGCUCCCUCGGGACCAGUACCUCUUCACCAAGGAGCAGCUGUUUGAGCGCAUGUGCAUGGCACUAGGUGGCCGUGCAGCUGAAGCCAUCUCAUUCAGCAGGGUUACCUCUGGGGCCCAGGAUGACUUGAAGAAGGUUACACGCAUUGCCUACUCCAUGGUGAAACAGUUCGGCAUGGCUCCUAGCAUUGGGCCUGUAUCCUUCCCUGAGGCACAAGAGGGCUUCAUGGGCAUUGGACGGCGUCCCUUCAGCCAGGGCCUCCAGCAGAUGAUGGACCAUGAAGCAAAGCUGCUGGUGGCUAAAGCCUACAGACACACGGAGAAGGUGCUGCUGGACAACCUGGACAAGCUGCAGGCGCUGGCGAAUGCCCUUCUGGAGAAGGAAGUGAUAAACUAUGAGGACAUUGAAGCCCUCAUUGGCCCACCGCCCCAUGGGCCAAAGAAAAUGAUCGCACCACAGAAAUGGAUUGAUGCUGAAAAGGAGAAACAAGCCUCAGGGGAGGAGGAGGCUCCGGCUGCCUAGCCCCCACCUCCAAGGCCCAGAAAGCUGC
Molecule: messenger RNA, 2392 nt
Organism: Acomys russatus (golden spiny mouse)
Lineage: Eukaryota; Metazoa; Chordata; Mammalia; Rodentia; Muridae
Gene: Spg7
Product: SPG7 matrix AAA peptidase subunit, paraplegin
Exons: 17
Coding region: 16-2364 (782 amino acids)
Biological process (GO): mitochondrial protein processing; protein-containing complex assembly
Cellular component (GO): m-AAA complex; membrane
Molecular function (GO): metalloendopeptidase activity; ATP-dependent peptidase activity; ATP hydrolysis activity
Source: RefSeq, a predicted model, not a curated record